GAGGUUUUGGGAUUUUUUUAUGAGAUGGAAAAUACUCAUCAUCAUAGAUCACUUUUACACCCUAGUAGCUGGUUAAGAAGAGAAAAAGAUAUUCCUGAAAUUGCACCAGGAGGAGGAGAAAAAAUUUUGGGAGUAGAAGAAAUUCAACAACUUGCUAAAUUCCCAAUUUUCGAUAAGGUUGAAAUUAAUGAUGAUCACGGUGACAAUCUUUGGAAAUUUAUGAGGAAAUCACAAGAUGUCCAAAAAAUCAAUCAAGAGUUUGAAAAAUUUCUAAUAGAUGGAGAUGGAGUACCCGUAAAACACUUUAUUUUAUAUGAGGGAGAAAAAUUAGAUCCACAACCCGUGAGAUCAGGAGAAUUUCCUGGUGAAUCAGUCACAUCAAAAGAUACCUAUAUAGUAAAAGCUACCAUUGAUGAAUUUCACUGGAGAGACGAUCCCAAUUAUAAUUAUUAAAUAUAUUACAUCAAAGUUAAUAUUGAAUUGCUAACAUUGUGUGAACAUUUUAGUAUAAGUAUUGUAAUAAUUGAGAUAUAUUUAUGAAUAAUAUAUUGUUGUUUGUUGUUUUAAGUAUUUA
Molecule: messenger RNA, 574 nt
Organism: Solanum lycopersicum (tomato)
Lineage: Eukaryota; Viridiplantae; Streptophyta; Magnoliopsida; Solanales; Solanaceae
Source: RefSeq, a predicted model, not a curated record